AUGAUUUCAGUAAUGAGCGGUAAAGGUGGGGUUGGAAAAUCAACAAUGGCAGUCUUUAUAUCUCAUAUUAUUUAUAAACAUUUUAACAAAGCAAAAAAAAUCCUGUUACUUGAUAUUGAUUUAUGUGGUCCUUCUAUUUCUACAUUGUUAAAUAACACAAACUCUAUUACUUACGAAAAUAAUUCUUUUAAACCAAUUGAACAUGAAAAGAAUUUCUUUUUCUUAAGUUUUGGAAAUAUUUUGAAGGAAAGUGAUGCAGUUAUUUGGAGAGGACCUAAAAAAUCAGCUGUUUUAGAGAAAAUUUUAACUAACCUAGUUUCUAAUUAUGAUUAUGUAAUUGUUGAUACACCUCCAGGUAUAUCUGAAGAACACAAUAAUCUUUUAAAAUAUAAUCCUCAAAUUAUUGCAGUUACCUCUUCUCAAAAUUUAGCCCUUAACGACACACAAACAACAUUAAAUUACGCCCUAGAAAAUGAUUUAAGUGUUAUUGGAUUGAUACAAAAUAUGACAACUAUUAAAUGUCAUGAGUGUAAUAAUGAAUUUUAUCCUUUUGGCAGUGAAGGAGGAAAAUUAUUAGCUAAAGAAUAUAAUAUUGAACUAUUGGCUGAAUUAAAUAUGGAUGUAAAUAUAUUAAAUUCUGUUGAAGAUGAUACUUUCUAUGAAAAAUUGAUAGAAUUUGAUGGUUAUAAUAUUUUAAAAGAAGUUUUAAAUAAUAAAUUCUAA
Molecule: messenger RNA, 723 nt
Organism: Hepatospora eriocheir
Lineage: Eukaryota; Fungi; Microsporidia; Hepatosporidae
Source: the annotation of a GenBank genome assembly